Messenger RNA from Panthera uncia (snow leopard), 1455 nucleotides. It is a transcript of the gene ASTL, whose product is annotated as astacin like metalloendopeptidase. Gene Ontology annotation, molecular function: zinc ion binding; metalloendopeptidase activity. NCBI's taxonomy places the organism in Eukaryota, Metazoa, Chordata, Mammalia, Carnivora, Felidae. The record is from RefSeq and is a predicted model, not a curated record. The transcript has 9 exons. Gene Ontology annotation, biological process: proteolysis. Bases 131 to 1399 code for a protein of 422 amino acids.
GCAAGGCUGCAGGUGGGGGCUGGAGACGCUGCUAUUUAAGCGUGGGAGUGGGGGUGGGAGUGGCUGGCUUGUCCUCGCCUGGGAGUCGUGCUCCCGCUUGCUGCAGGGCCCGCGGGGGGGCCACCAUAGCAUGAAUAUGGGAGGCCUCUGGCCUUGGGUGCUGGGUCUGGUCUCUUUGCCAGGUUUGAUCCUAGGAGCACCCUCAGCCUCCAGCUGCUCAGAAGCCUGUGGAACCAGCUUCUCGGAGGGCCUGAACCCCGAGGGGACCCAGACAUCCUGGGACAAGGACAUCCCUGCGAUUAACCAAGGGCUCAUCCCAGAGGAAACCCCAGAGAGCAGCUUCCUCCUUGAGGGGGACAUCCUCCGGCCGAGUCCCUUGCGGCUGUUCUCAACUACCAGCAACAAGUGGCCCAAGAAUGGGGAGGUUGUGGAGGUCCCCUUCCUGAUCUCCAGCAGAUACGAUAAAGCCAGCCGCGACAUCUUCCUAAAGGCAUUUGCCGAGUUUGAACGCUUCACAUGCAUCAGGUUUGUUGCCUACCAGGGCCAGAGAGACUUCAUUUCCAUCGUCCCCAUGUCUGGGUGUUUCUCCAGCGUGGGACGCAGUGGAGGGAUGCAGGUGGUAUCCCUGGCACCUACAUGUCUCCAGAAGGGCCCAGGCAUUGUCCUGCAUGAGCUCAUGCACGUACUGGGCUUCUGGCAUGAGCACUCACGGGCUGACCGGGACCACUAUAUCCGUGUCAACUGGAAUGAGAUCCUUCCAGGCUUUGAAAUCAACUUCAUCAAAUCUCAGAGCAGCAACAUGCUGGUGCCCUAUGACUACUCAUCAGUGAUGCACUAUGGGAGGCUUGCCUUCAGCCGGCGUGGGCUGCCCACCAUCACACCGCUCUGGGCUCCCAGUGUCCACAUUGGCCAGCGAUGGAACCUGAGCACCUCGGACAUCACACGGGUCCUCAGGCUUUAUGACUGCAGCCCAAGUGGCCAAAGUCCCCGUGGGAGAGGGUUCCAGCCCCACAGCGAUGGUAGGAGCCCUACUCCUGCCUCUAGACCAUACCUGCAGCAGCUUCUGAAGGCAUUGUCGGCAGAAUCUGGGCGCCCCGACCCCAGUGGCUCCAAGGCUAGAGCCCAGCGCAUUGUUGCAGGGCCUGGAGAGAGCCCACGUAGCCGGAAGCUCCCUGCGCUGAGAAAGUUGGGUGUGGGGGCCUCUGCAAGGCUGCUUCAGACCCCAGCUUCCUCCCUAAACUCCAGGCCUGGAGCAGGCAUUCCUGGUUUGGCUCUAGAGAGGUCCUGGCUGGCCCAAGUGCCCUCCGUACCACUCACUGCUUCUCUGGAAGCAGAAGACCAGCCAGGACCCAUCCAGGAGGCUUUGGGGAGCAGCUCUCCCAGGAGCACAUGUACCUGAAUGUCCUUUCAGGGGGAUGUGCAGAAGUCGAGCCUGUGGCUUCUGUCCCCAACCGG